This is a messenger RNA of Drechmeria coniospora, 1425 nucleotides long. RefSeq lists its product as uncharacterized. Gene Ontology annotation, cellular component: endoplasmic reticulum. Gene Ontology annotation, molecular function: mannosyltransferase activity. The transcript is spliced from 3 exons. NCBI's taxonomy places the organism in Eukaryota, Fungi, Ascomycota, Sordariomycetes, Hypocreales, Ophiocordycipitaceae. Bases 1 to 1425 code for a protein of 474 amino acids. The record is from RefSeq and is a predicted model, not a curated record.
AUGAUCGUCCCAUUUCUGGCCUCCCUCCUCGCAGGCGUCCUCUUCGUCAUCGUCGUCAGCUAUGGCUUCACCACGCUCGCCUGGCUGCGCCGAACCCUCGGCAACGCCAUACCGACCCGAUAUCACCCCGCCGAGAGGCCCGAAGACGAGAGGAUUCAGAUCUUGGUUCUGGGCGACGUCGGACGGAGCCCCCGUAUGCAGUAUCAUGCCAUCAGCGUCGCAAAGCAUGGCCGCAAGGUCGACAUUGUCGGAUACAAAGAAACGGCGAGGCAUCCCCAGCUUAUUGGCAACCCGCGCGUCACCAUGUAUCCUCUCACGCCAACGCCCGAGUGGAUCGUCUGGGGCAACCUGCCCUUCUUCAUCAACCUUCCCUGCAAGGUGAUGCAGCAGUUCUGGACCCUCUUCUACACGCUCAUGUUCGCGACGCCUCCGGCGCAGUGGAUCAUCAUCCAGAAUCCGCCAUCGAUCCCGACCUUUCACGUUGCCCUCCUCGUCUCCUUGGUGCGCGGUAGCAAGGUGAUUGUGGACUGGCACAACUACGGUCACUCCAUCCUAGCCCAAAAGAUUCUGUACCGACCCCUCGUUCCCUUUUACCGAUUUUACGAAAUGGAGUUUGGACGAUUCCUCGGCAACGCCAAUCUCUCGGUGACGGAUGCCAUGGCUCGGGAGCUCAAGGGGGGGCAAGUCGUGCUCAAGGGCCCCGUCUACACGCUGCACGACCGACCGGCGGAAAUCUUCCAGCCCCGACGGUCAACUAAGGAACGCUACGCCUUCCUGUCCAAGCUGCCGGAGACGAAGAGCCAGGCGGCGGAUAUUGUCGAGGGCACGGUCCGGCUCAUCGUGAGCAGCACCUCGUGGACGCCCGACGAGGACUUUAACAUCUUGCUCGAUUCCCUCGUCGCCUACGCCAACGCCGAAGCCGACGCCGACGUCGACGCCGAGCCGCCUUCGCCGAUUCUCGCCGUCAUCACGGGCAAGGGUCCGGAGAAGAAAAAGUAUCUCGAGAAGAUAGCCUCGCUCCAAGACGGCGGCCGACUCCCCGGCGUGCGCAUCGUCACCGCCUGGCUCUCCAGCCGCGACUACGCAGCGCUGCUCGCCGCCGCCGACCUGGGCGUCUCCCUGCACAAGUCGAGCUCGGGCGUCGACCUGCCGAUGAAGGUCGUCGACAUGUUCGGGUCUGGCCUGCCCGUGGCCGCCUACUCGGCCUUUGAGAGCUUCGGCGAGCUCGUCAAGGAGGGCGAGAACGGCUGCGGGUUCGAGACGGCCUCGCAGCUGACCGCGAUCCUUCGUCGGCUGUUCAGCGUCGCCGGUGACGAGGAGCUGGCUACCUUGAGGCGGGGUGCCGUCAAGGAGGGGGCUCUGCGGUGGGAUGACGAAUGGGACCGGGUCGUGGCACCCUUGAUCGGAUUCACCAAUGACAAAUAG